Messenger RNA from Penicillium macrosclerotiorum, 1329 nucleotides. RefSeq lists its product as uncharacterized. The transcript is spliced from 2 exons. The record is from RefSeq and is a predicted model, not a curated record. Lineage: Eukaryota; Fungi; Ascomycota; Eurotiomycetes; Eurotiales; Aspergillaceae. The coding region runs from base 1 to 1329 and encodes 442 amino acids.
AUGUAUAUCCCACAGAAACGAGAUCUUGGCCGAAAAGAUAGCAUCUUUAUCAUCUGCGUCUCAAUCCUCAUCUUCAUCGUUGCUGUCUGCGUAUGUCUGUACUUCGGGGCCCGGUGGCUCCGGCAGCGGCACUAUGAACCCAAAUACAUCCCCGGGAAGGCAUUGAAACGCAAGUGGAAGCAAUGGCAUCCCAGGAGCGCCUCGUAUGGCCAGGUCCCGAACCAAAAUGCGGCACGCCGUGAUCAAGACACAUCUUACCGUGGUGCGGGCGGAUCGGACCCAGAGAUGGCUGCUAUCGCCACUCGUCAGGAGAGCAACCGCAACAAUAGUAAUGGUCCGCAGCGCGAAACAUCCAUCCGAUCUAUUAUAACAUUGCCGCCUUACUCGGCUAGCCCGAAGCCGACAGAGCAGAUCAUCGCGCGAGAAGGAGAAAGAGGCGGCAUGGAUAUGGUCGUCGAAUUUCCCGAGACUGUCGAGGAACAAGAAACCCGUCGGGAGGACCAGAUGGAAGCGCUCUAUCAACUGCGCGUGCAACGCCGUCAAGAGCUUGCUGAUCGGGAAGCACGCCGACAGGAACGGAGAGAUGCUCGAGCACGGGGUGACACAGCACGUCUCGAACAACUCGCCCGCGAAUCCCGUGCAAGGAGUAAUCGACGUCAGGAGGGCAGCGGAAGCAAUACCUCGCUCAGCGCAUCUGCCGUGAUCGCUGAGCAUCAAUCGCGCGAACGAGAACGACGGAUCUCAAGUGUUAGUUACGCCGAGCUGGGUCACGUUCGGCAUGAUGGCUCUCGCCUUCGAGCUGAUUCGCACACCUCACACACUUCGGACUCGGAUCACCACCCGCUACUACAGAAUGCUGUGGUCAACAACUCCUCCCCGUCGUUAGUGGACCAGCCCAGUGUACACUCCCGGAUGGAGUCCUUCACAUCCACGAUGUCCUCCGACGCUGACCCGCUGACGCUCCAUCCAACAUCCACCCGUGGCUCCUCUAUUCGACCCGUGUCACAGGCCGAAGAAGAGGACCUAGGUGCUCUAAAUAUCCCACCACCACCUGAAUACGAUCAUCUCGACUGGGGCGAGGCCCCUGCCUACGAAAGCCCCGUGAGAGAGCGGAACAACCAGCAACUCCCGAAUAUCAUGCGUCUGCCGUCUAUUCAUAUCAAUGUUGCUAGCCCCACGACUCUCUCCCCAGCAACUCCUACUGAGUUGCAUCCAGAGGAGUCCCAACGUGACCCAUCAACACCUCCAGCCCCGACGGAUCCUGUGCCGACACCAAAUACCGCGUCCGGCGCAUCCGGCCCCACCGCUGGAAAUUCCCCUGUUUCAUAA